This is a messenger RNA of Rotaria sp. Silwood1, 487 nucleotides long. The record is from the annotation of a GenBank genome assembly. Lineage: Eukaryota; Metazoa; Rotifera; Eurotatoria; Philodinida; Philodinidae.
UGCUAAUGAAAAUACAAAGAUUGGUGUUGCAGGUGAUAGUGCUGGUGGAUUAAUUGCUGCAUCUGUUUGUCAUACAAUAAAAAAACUUGAUUUUCAAAUUCUUGUUUAUGGUGCAUUUGAUUUUGCUGAUAAAACAGAAUCACAUAAAGAAUUUACUAGACCAGAACAUAUUUUAACACCUACAGUAAUUAAUUGGUUUAAUUCAAAUGCAUUACGUAAUGAAAAUGAUAAGAAAGAUCCUCGAGCAUCUGUUUUAUUAUAUGAUACAUUUGAUGGUAUACCACCAUGUUUAUUUAUUGUUGCUGAACUUGAUCCAUUACGAGAUGAUAGUUAUGAAUAUCAAAAAAAACUUGAAAAAUUUGGAAUUAAAACAAAAUUAGUGUUAAUGAAAAAUGUCAUUCAUUCAUUCUUUAGUUUACCAGGAAUUUAUGAAAAAACAUGUGCACAAACAAUUGAAGCUAUAAAAGAAUUUAUGGAUUCAUUGUAA